GUGACGCGUUGCAGGAAGUGUCUGUCAACAUCGGCCAUUUUGGUAAUUGGCCGCGUACUCUACAAACUCUUCUUCCUCAUCUAUUCCGAACUUUGACAGUUCAUUGGUGGUCAUUGUUAUCAUCAUCAUGGAGACAUCCACUAUUAAAGUGCUGGGAUGUUGAUCAAGUAUUCAGAAUCAGUCGUUAAACAACAAGAUCUACUGGCAUGUCUGGAUUAAUCGAGUUCUGAAUUGGACUUGUGUUCACAUCAGAUCACGUUGUUGGCCAAUUAUUUAGGCUGUAUUGAAUUGCAUUGACGACCAGCAUGGCAUGCUGACUGGGAAGAAUGAUCAGAUAAUAUUCUACAGCUGCAGGCCAUGCAGAAUUUGUGUGGGUAGACCUAUUGAAUGAGAAUGGAAAUGGAAAAGAAAGAUAGAAGCUCUGUCACCGAAGAAGAAUUUUUGAGAUUGGCCCAGCUCAUCCCACCGAGGUACUAUUCAGAUUUAGGGAUACAUUUGGGAAUCUCAUCUGCUGAACUUGAUCAUAUCAUUGUCAAACAUUCAUUGGAUUACAAAGAUGCAUUGAUGACAAUGUUCACACGGUGGAGAGAUGAACAACAUCCAGAUGAAGACAUCAGAGCUCUUCUUGCAGAAGGAUUAGAAAAGAGUGACUUAGGGGGAUUGUCCAAAGAACUUCUAGCUGGGAAUCUAAUCCAGAAAACAACAGAUGUCAGACAAACAACUGCAACAACUUCAAGAGCAUCAACUUCAACAGGAGCAGCAGACAUGUCAGUACCACCACAUACCGUCAGUGAGGAAGAACUUUUGAUGUUGUCAAUGGAAAUUGGACCUACUUACUACAAGAGGAUUGGCGUUAACCUGAAUAUCUCGUUUGUGACUCUUGAUAAAAUAAAGAAAGACACACAAGAUACAACUGAUGCUUUGAUGACAGUAUUCACAAGAUGGAGGGAUAAACAGCUUCCAGACACAAACAUCAGGGUUCUUCUUGCAGAGGCUUUACAAAAGAGUGGUCUAGUGUGUCUGUCUCAGAAACUGAUUACUGGAAAUCUAUUAGGGACAGGUGAGAAUGAAAAAAAAAAAAAAACUUAUUUUAACUUCCUGCAAGGAAUCACUCCACCCUGUCAUUGUUUUUCUUGGGAAUAAUUAUAGAAAAAUUCUUGUUCAGAUACAGUAUUGCUCGGAAUAAAGUUGACACCCUUCCGAGGGGUCACGCAUCUACCGCGAGACAGGCGUGAACCAAAAAAUUACCACCAGCCGAUUUCGCGCGUGAAAUUCACGCGUCAAUUUCACGCAUGCAGCUGGCAGAAGAGAGGCCCAAUGCUCACGUAAAACACGAGAUUUUUUUCAGAUUUGAUCUCUAUUUGUCCAUGUAGUUUGCGCCUCAACUCUAGGCACUUUUUGGUCAAAACACGACGCAAUCCCGAUGCAAUCCCGUCGGUUUACUGACGGAUGGUCUAUUAUCACGUGGUCUAAUCAUCAGAUGGGCUAACAACAUUCGGGCUAAACCCACUUAGUCCAAUUCUCUUUUAAUUCACCAUCCCGUCAUUUGCACUUCAAGAUAUUCAACCCGAUAGACAGCGGGUUGAAAAUCCUAAAUUCCCAAUAGACAGCCGGCUGAAAAACUGCCUCAAGCGCGCGCAUCAGACGAGUCCCCGCUAGAAAUCCAUGUGCCCAGCUCCUGACCGAGUGACCCAGUUAUAGUUACAUCUUUGGCUUAAAGGACGAGUAGAUUAUCUUUCCACUGUUUAUUUAUGGAGCUAGCUCCAUGGUUUAUUUUUCAGUGUUUAUGUUAUCAAAGACGUCUUCCGUUUAAAGGACAAGUCUUGCUUUUUAUGCAGGUUCCCUCAUAUUUCACUCUUUUAAAUUGUCUUUAAUUCCAAAUCGCUAUUUUCUUUAAUUUGAAUUAAUUGUUAUGCCUUGUCUUAUUUAUAUUCUCAUAAGUUUUCUGAUAUUGUUUUCAUAAUUUUGUUUGUACUUGUGAAAUAUGUCAAAUCAAGUAGAUAAUCUUUUUUUAUCUUUUAUUUUUUAUCUUUUGUUCUUCAAUUCUGUAAUUUUAAUCAGGUACGUAUUUCAUUCAAAAGAACGAGUAUUUUCAUCAUUUUUUAUCUAUCAUUCGAAGAAGAAGAUUCGCUUUCCAUCAUUUUCUGUUCAUUGUUUUUUUUUUUAUCAGUAAUACAUCGUUCAUUUAAAGGACGAGUUGAUUUGCUAACCAUCAUUUUCUGUUUAUCAAUUCUUUUUUUUUUUCAAUUUCCUCACGUCUUUUAAUCAAAGAUUCGCUUUCCAUCAUUUUUCUGUUCAUAAUUUUUUUAUUUUAUCAGUUACGUCGUUCAUUCAAAGGACGAGUAGAUUUGCUUACCAUCAUUUUUCUGUUCAUUGAUUGACCCUUUUUUCAUUUAAUCAGUUACGACGUUAAUUCAAAGGACGAGUAUAAUUCAGAUUUGAGUUUUAUUAUGAAGUUAUGAAAUAGAGAUUUAGAAUCAAGUUAGAAUUAAUCAUAGUUAUAGAACAUUUAAAUAAAAAACACAACCUAUGAGAUAUGAAAUCCAUUAAGAAUGGAACAGAUAUUACUAGAUUUUCUAACCAUCAUUUUCGGUUCAUCAAUAUUCUGUGUGUGUUUUUUUCAUCACUGACGACUUUUAUUCAAAGAUUCGCUUUCUAUAUCAUUUUCUGUUCAUUAAUUCUGUAUUUUUGUUUUAUCAGUUAAUUACGUCGUUCAUUCAAAGGACGAGUAGAUGCGUUUUUCAUCAUUUCUGUUCAUCAUUAUUCUGGUUUUUUGUUCAUCACUUACGUCUUUUAUUCAAAGAAGAUUCGCUUUCAUUCAUUUUUUUGUUCAAUUCUGUAUAUUUUAUCAGUUACAUCGUUCAUUGCAAGAACGAGUUGAAUCCCUUUCCAUCAUUUUUCUGUUCAUUGAUUGACCCUUUUUUCAUUCAAUCACUUACGACGUUAAUUCUAAGGACGAGUAUAAUUCAGAUUUGAGUUUUAUUAUAAACUUAUGAAAUAGAGAUUUAGAAUCAAGUUAGAAUUAAUCAUAGUUAUAGAACAUUUAAAUUAAAAAAAAAACACAACCUAUGAGAUGUGAAAUCCAUUAAGAAUGGAACAGAUAUUACUAGAUUUGCUAACCAUCAUUUUCUGUUCAUCAAUAUUCUGUGUUUUUUUUCCAUCACUGACGACUUUUAUUCAAAGAUUCGCUUUCCAUCAUUUUCUGUUCAUUAAUUCUGUAUUUUUAUUUUAUCAGUUACGUCGUUCAUUCAAAGGACGAGUAGAUUCGUUUUUCAUCAUUUCUGUUCAUCAUUAUUCUUUUUUUUAAUUAUAAUUUCAUCACUUACGUCUUUUAUUCAAAGAAGAUUCGCUUUCAAUAAUUUUUCUGUUCAAUUCUGUAUAUUUUAUCAGUUACAUCGUUCAUGGCAAGAACGAGUUGAUUCCCUUUCCAUCAUUUUUUUAGUUCCAUCAAUUCUGUGUUUUGUUUUCAUUGUUCAUCAGUUACGUCUUUUAUCUAAAGAAGAAACGCUGUCCAUCAUUUUUUUGUUCAACAAUUCUGUAUUUUUGUUUUAUCAGUUACAUCGUUCAUUCCAAGAACGAGUAGAUUCACUUUCCAUCAUUAUGACGUUCAGAGGAUGAGUAGAUUUGCUUUCCAUUUUCCUGUUCAUCAAUUCUGUGUUUUAAUUUAAUCAGUUUCGUCUGUUUAUUCAAAGAACGAGUAGAUUUGCU
This is a messenger RNA of Lytechinus pictus (painted urchin), 3708 nucleotides long. RefSeq lists its product as uncharacterized. Gene Ontology annotation, molecular function: protein binding. The coding region runs from base 388 to 1143 and encodes 251 amino acids. Lineage: Eukaryota; Metazoa; Echinodermata; Echinoidea; Temnopleuroida; Toxopneustidae. The record is from RefSeq and is a predicted model, not a curated record. Gene Ontology annotation, biological process: signal transduction. The transcript is spliced from 5 exons.